AUGGCACUUCCCGAACUGGAAGACCAUUUGGCAACACAUGGCGUGGACCCAGCGUUGAGUAAUCAUAUGGUACAGAAUGGAUGGACAACCCAAAACUUCUCAGUUAUUGUGGACUCCAUUUCUGGUUUUACCGAUGAGAUAUGGACGGAGUUAUCAGAAAGCCCCAUUUCGCUAGUGCAGCGUUCCAACCUGAAAAUAGCAUGGCAACAACUUCAACCGGCAGCUGUGCUACCGGGGCGUGAGUUGCAAACUGGUGCGGCGGCAUCAGCAGCGGGUGUCCCGCAAGAAGGCUCGUGGGCAGAAUCCUUUGCCCCAAAAAUUCAACCGAGUACAGUUGCCAAGCUCAAAAAGCAAUUCCUGGUGGAUUACCCAAGUGAAGUUCUUACGCCGGAGACGAUGCCAUCCACGCGUUUGCUGUCCCUUGCCCAUCAUCAGCAUGGCAAGCAAGAAUAUCGAUGGAUCCCGUGGAAAUUUCGGAUGACACAAGCCAGGCUGGAAGACAUGGUUAUAUACCAACGUCCUAAGGUUCCCAAAAUCGAAGGUCUUCAACUACAUCAGCUGAUUUGGGAUGAGCCCCCAUCCCUUGACAUCAACAAUCAAGGGAUGGGGGUCAACGCCAUUAGGAAUAUGCUGGAUGUUCAUAACAUAGCACUUGCUUUGGUGGGUUCCUGCCAUCUCCAACGACUCCGUGCAUAUUCAUUGAAAUUCAUGAGCUACAUGAUCCAACGCCUCGAAGGGGAUUCAGGUCUUCGUCUACCCAAUGUGCUCGAAGCCCAAGCUGCUGAUAAAGCCUUGUGGCAACUGAUUCACGAUUUGGUUUUGGAUCAACAGUUCACUUUGGACAAUGCAAUCCACGAAGUGACCCAUUUGCGUUCGGACAUGGCAUCCUUGCUCCAGCCUCGACCGAAGGACCAGCAAGAGCAGUUUCACUAUGAUGUAGAACCCACUCCAUUGCAGGUGGCCAUCGGCCAAGCUGGAGCCAUUCACCCCUUGAUUCGGCUGCUGGAAGACAACGAGCAGAGGAUCCGAGUGGUGGCUGCAGCUGUGUUGAACGACUUGGCUUCAGACAAUCCGGACAACCAGGUGGCGAUUACCCAAGGAGGUGCCAUCGAUCCAUUGGUCCGCAUCUUGAAACGCGAUGAGGCACCCGCCCUAGUCAUGGCCGCCAGCCUUUUGAAGAGCUUGGCGGCAGGUGCUGCAGCGGAGCAGGACUCAGCGCCCUCCGCGUUGCUGGGCGCUGUCCCUCCCUUGGUGGCGCUGCUGCGUGGCAAGACGCUGCUGGCGCAAGAGCAGGCGGCCUCAACCCUGGGCGCCUUAGCAGCUCAUUCCCCGCCCAUUCAGGCAGCUAUCGUGCGUGCCGGGGCGGUUUCGCCCCUAGUGGAACGACUGCAUGGCGACAUGAUGAAGGGCACUGCCAUCGUGGCGUUGCGCAACCUGGCCACGUCGCAUGCGGAGAACCAACAGGCCAUUGCUGAGGCCGGAGCCAUCCUGCCCCUGGUGAAGCUUUUGGAAGAUGCCAUGCCCAUGGUACGUGAAGAAGCUGCUGAAGCCUUGUGGACUCUGGCACAGGACAACCUGGAGAAUCAACUGGCCAUCAUUCGCGCUGGUGGUUCAGCGUCCAUGGUGGCACUCCUCAAGGGAGAUUCACAGGAGCAGGCCACCUUGGCACUGCUUGGUGUGGCCGAAGCAGUGAGGAAUGGCGCCUGAGGGUGGCACCGCGCCGCAGCGUUUAACCAAGCAAUUUGUCGCGUUUUUACCACCAAGCCGGAGGAAGUUGAAGGG
Messenger RNA from Cladocopium goreaui, 1782 nucleotides. The record is from the annotation of a GenBank genome assembly. NCBI's taxonomy places the organism in Eukaryota, Dinophyceae, Suessiales, Symbiodiniaceae.